AUGCCUUACGCCGUCCGCGGAGAUUCAUUUCCGCCACUGGCGGAAAGCAUGGGCUAUAGCAGGUCGAUUCAAAGGGCCCCCUGCUCCCCCCUCUCCCCCAUCACUUCGCUCCCCUCUCUCUCCUCUUCUGUGCGUGCAGGUCCCAUGGUGUAUGCAGUUGCGUUCUGUGCUGCCAGCAGCAGGUCGACUCAGAGGGCCCCCUUCUUCCCCCUCCAUCUCCUCCCUCUCUUCUCCCCCCUCACUUCCCCUCUGCCGUGUGUGCAGGCCCCAUGUAUGCGCCUGCUUACUGUGCUGCCAGCAGCUGACAUGUGGGGUCGAUUCAAAGGCCCCCCUGCUCCCCCCUCUCCCCCAUCACUUCGCUCCCCCCUCUCUCCUCUUCUGUGUGCGCAGGCCCCAUGGUGUAUGCGGUUGCGUUCUGUGCUGCCAGCAGCAAGGAGCGAGUGGCGCGAAUGGGCUUUGCUGGUGGGUGGGUGUUGGUUUUGGUGCGAGUUGGUGGGCUCUGGUGGGUUCUGGUGGGCUCUGACUCCAAGACCCUCACAGAGGCCAGGCGGGAGCAGCUAUUCCAAGCCAUGGGGGCUGUUGGCGCAUCCACUGCUGCUUCAGCACACCCCACCGCUGCUUCUGAACCUCCCUCUUCUGCCUUAUCCCCUUUCCUCCUUCACCGCGCCAGACUCCAAGACCCUCACAGAGGCCAGGCGGGAGCAGCUGUUCCGAGCCAUGGGGGGUCCGGCACACCCUGCUGCACCUAGCGGGAAUGGUGGUGGUGGUGAUGGGAACGGUGGGAAUGGGAAUGGGAAGGCUACAAAUGGCAGCACUGCAGACGGUGUCAGUGGCGCCGGCAGGGACGGUGGAGAGCAGGCAGAGAGGGCAGCGGCGGGGGAAGGGGCAGCGGAGGGGGCAGGGGGAGGGGCAGGGGGAAGGGCAGGGGAGGGGGCAGGGGAGGGGGCAGGGGCAGCAGAGCAGGCGAGUGUGAUUGGAUGGGAGGUUGACGUCAUCAGUGCGGCUGCCCUCUCCGCCCAAAUGCUCUCCAGGGAGCGCACGAGUCUGAACGCCAUAGCCUUUGAGUCGACAGCAAAGCUCAUUCAGCGAGUGCUGGACCAAGGAGUCAACAUCGUGGAGGCGUACGUGGACACACUAGGCGACCCCCAGAAGCACCAGGAGCGCCUGGAGCAGCGAUUCCCCCGCGUGCGAUUCACCGUGGCAAAGAAGGCUGACAGUCUGUUCCCCAUCGUCAGUGCUGCUAGCAUUGCUGCCAAGGUGACUCGCGAUCGGUGCAUCCAGCAGUGGGCCUUCUCCGAGGAUGCACCGUCCCAGCACCAAAGUCAACCUAGUCAACCGAGUCAGCCUAGUCAACCGAGUCAACCGAGUCAGCGCAGUAAUCGGAGUCAUACAGAGAGGGUAACAGUGUCGGCAGGAAGAGAAGCAGCAGCAGAAGUGGGAGGCGAAGGAGAAUCUGAAGCAGACGCGGAAUCAGACGCGGAAUCAGACGCGGUAGCGGACGCGGUAGCAGAAGCAGAAGGAGAAGCAGGAGGAGCGGCAACAGCAGCACGAGAAUCGUUCGAUCUGAAUCUGGGUUCAGGAUACCCUGGAGACCCCGCCACCAAGGCGUGGCUGGCAGGCAGUGUGGACCCUGUAUUUGGCUUCCCCUCUCUUGUGCGCUUCAGCUGGGCCACUGCGAAGACCAUCAUGGACUCCUCUUGUGUGCCUGUGCACUGGGAGGCAGAUGAAGCUGAGGAGGGGGGGCAAGUGUGGGCAGUCAAGCAAUCGAGCCCUGCAGCUCCUUCCAAGCGCAAGCGGAAGAACGUGCGUUUUGAGUCUGUGGCACAGCAACGACACUCCAGCCUCUCGAGCCGUUCACCUCAGGAGAUUUCAAUCCGUACGUGGAAGGAUUCCUACGAUCCAGGCUAUUCUCCGAGAAAGACCGAGGAUAACGAUAGAAUUGACCACGCGGCAUUUUUAAACAUGCAAAUGAACACGCUAGCAGAUGACGUGGCGGUAGUUAAAGUUUCAAAAUUUCAGUCUGUAGCAACUACAGUCUACCCGCUGCAUGACGUGGAUGAGGACAGUUCAGAGGACUUUGACACGUCAGUGUCGUCAAGCGACUCGGCCGAGUCAUCUCCCCGGUCUUCCUGGGAGGUUGCAGCUGCCUUGGAUCCACGUCAGCUUGACUGGGUGCACCUCGCGAGCCGAUUAAAGUCGUCGGCUCUUGACGUGCUCCACCAGAGUAACAAGUCAGCAUCGUUUUACCAGACGAACGCGCGUGCUUCGCUGGAGGGCGAAGAGCGCGUCGCUGACGGGUGCUCAGGCGACGAUAGUUCAGAGCGGUCCGAGGAUUUGAACAACGGUUCGGAUUCUACAAAAGGAGGCGAAGACGAGCAGGAUGACACGGCUAGUGAUCGGGAGAGUGAGAGGGGUGAGGAACGGCGCGAGGCGGUGGCAGCGAACGAGGAGGCUGCGAGGGAAUCGGUUACGCGCGAGCAGACGGGGAAGGAUUGGCGAUUGGAGCAAUCGUGGGACGUAAGCAGCGUGGGGUUGUGGGACGAGCGAGGCGACGGCGAGUCGGACGCGGCGGAGUCGGUGCGGAGCAUCUUCAGCUGGCCGGGCCCUUCGAGCUCCGAAAGCGAGGCGGAGGGCACGGAGAUGGUCGACAUGGCGCGGGCGGUGCGGGUGGCGGAGGAUCUGCCGGUGGCGGAGAUGGUGGGGACGGCGGAGUCGGAGGCGCCGGAGAUGGCGGAAACAGCAGAGACGGCGGAGUUGACGGAAACGGCGGAGAUGGCGGGGGCGGUGGGGAUCGUCAAAAUUGACAGCGAGUUGCAAGUGCGUGUAGUUAAGGGGCUAAGGCGGGCCGAGGAGCGGUGCGGGCUGGAGCUUCUAGGCGCCGUGGUUGCGCGGAGUAAUUUAGAGCCGUUUCGGAAUAAACUUUUAGGUGGCGUAGCGAGGAGGAGUAAGAGACGGAAGAGACGCGCAGCGGCCAGCGCUGCACGCAUAGCGGGAAUCGGAGAGGACAGUAGCGAGUCGGAAGCGGAGGAAAUUGAAGGGCGGGAGAUGCAAGUGUUCCGCGUAAUGGUCGUACCGGCGGAGGAUGAGGGCGCGCGGGGCGGAACCGGGGGAAAAGUGAGUGCGGACGGGGCAGGCUCGGGUCAGACCUGUAGGCUUCAGGACGGAGUUAGUGAAAAGGUUGGGAUGCUGGGUGGAGGCGAGGAGGGGGAAACGGCGACGCGCCGUGCACGAGCUGCAGCAGACAUCGCGGCGCCGGGAACUGAGAAAGCGGGUUCGACGGAGGCGUGUCUUCCCGCCAACGGUGCCAGCAGCACGGCCAGGGAUCCUCCUCCUCCCACGGGGUCGCGCUGCGACGGUGGCCCCGACAUAAGCACAAGCCGGGCAGUGCUGCCGUGCGCGGAAGGAGACUGCGACUCUGCGCGCAAAGAGGCUGGUUCGCGCGGGUUCGCCGUGCGCGGAGCCCUGGUAGGCGCUUUCGCGGCGGUGCUGCCGGGUGUGCGCGCGGUCACCUCCGCGCUCCAGUCCGCCGUGGUGAAAUCCGCGCUGCAGGCCUCGCGGGAGCUGCUGCGCGCGGAAGAGGUGGCGCUUUCCGGGGAGAAAGGGGAGGCGGGGGAAAACGCGGAGGCGGAAAGGCAGGCGGACGGGGAGGACGCUCGUCGGGAGGAGCACAGGCAGGAGGAAGUGUUGGGGGACGUUAAGGGAAGGGGGGGGAGCGGAGUAAGCGGGGCAAGCUGCGGAAGUGGGGGAGGCGGGGGAUUCAGGGAAAGCGGGGGAGGCGGGGGAAGCCGGGGAAGCGGGGAGCUGCCCAUGGUGCUGGCGCGCACAUUGCAAGCCCUGGACGUGUUUGAGGACGUGUCCCUGUUGACUUUUGAGUCGACUCAAAAGUCAACUCUUGAGGCGACUGAAAAGUCAACUCUGGCGCGCACGCUGCAAGCCCUGGACGUGUUUGAGGACGUGCCCCUGCGGGACGACGACGAGGGCGCGGGGGGCGGAGGGGUGGGCGCGGGGGGCGCACGGAUGUUCGUCCCCAUGCGCCAGCUGGCGGCGGGGCUGGCGACCGUGGGGGGAAACCUAGGGGGAAGCAUGGGGAGAAAUCUGGGGACGAUGGGGAGAGUGGGGAGCGGAAAUGGCCGGGGGAGUGUGAGGGGGAGUGAUGGGGAGGGGGAGGGGGAGGAUUCGGAGGUGAAGGCGGGGCAUGGGUGUGGAGAAGCAGCAGAUGGGUAUGAGGUGAUGGGGUAUGGGGGGGAUGCAUUUUUGGAUAACUUGAGGUAUGCUGGUGGGGGGGUGUAUGACGAUGGAAGAGGAGAAUCGUGGCUGGGAAGAACGGUGGUGUGCAGUGGCGGUGGUGGUGAGACGGGUGAGGGAGAGUGCAGCAUGCAGGGAAAAGGCCUGGCUUGCAGAGGCGGUGGUGAGUCGGGGGAUGUGCAGGAGCGAGGGGGUGCUGUGCGGAAGCAGAUGGGUAAGACGAGACGGAGAGCGGUGGAGAAGAGUGGAGGGGAGAGCCGGAGGGAGGAAGUGGAGGGGAGGGAGAGGAAGGAGAGGAGGGCAGUGGAGGGGCGGAAGGAUGGGGAAGGGAGGGAGGUGGAUGAUUUGAGUGUGUCGGAGGCAGGGAAGGUACAGAGGGUGCAGAGGGUGCAGAGGAGAAAGGGGAAGAAGGCAGUGAAGGGGGUGGAGACGGGAGAGGAGAGCAACGAAGGGGCUUUUUUGGAGAAGCAGAAGAAGAGUGCAAGGAAAGCUGGUCGUGCAGGCAGUGGACAGGUGGAGGUGGGGGUGGGGAUGGAAAGGUGUGGGCCAGGGGCUAAGGCGCUUGUGAAGGGCAAGGCGAGGCGAAGAGGAGCAGAAGGUGGCGGUGGAUGUAGCAGUGUGGCAGGUGCAAGCGGGGAGGUGCGGGUUGGGAUGGGAGGGUGUGUGCCAGGGGCCAAGGCGGUUAUGAAGGGCAAGGCGAGGCGAAGUGGGGCAGAAAGCAAGGGAGGAGCUGGCAGUGUGGCAGGUGCAAGGGAUGCUGGUGAGGAGCCAGUGUCGGGUGGAGUGCGGAGCAAAGGGAGUGGACAAGGGAAGGUGAAGCGGUGUGGGGCUGUGGAGAGUGGUGUGGUGGAGGAGGGGUUAGAGAGGGUGGGCGAUGGGAAGACGCUGACAGCAACAGGGGUGGGUGCUCCGGACGAGCCGCGCCGAGCCCGCUUAUCAGCUAGGAGCGGCGCGGCGCGCACCGCUCUGCACACAAGCGGUGACGACCUCGGCUUGUACUCGCUCUCGUCCUCAUCUGUAUCCUCAGCAGGCGAGCCAAAUGAGUGUUGGGUGGAAUCAGCAGCAGGGGGGCUCAAAAAGGGCUGUCUGGAUCGAACGCCAGGGCAGCAGCCAAAUCAGCUUGUUAUUUUACCAUCUUCCCUCGUGCCGUCCUCCCCACGCGUUCUCCCCGCCUCCGCCUCCCUCUCACUCCCUGACGCCUCUCCAUCUGUCGCAGUGCUCCGCUCUUUCUUUGAGUCCGCUCAAACCCCGCCACUCAUUCGCCCCACCUCCACCUCCCUCUCACUCCCCAAGGCCUCUCCCUCCGUCUCGGUACUCAGCUCUGCCACUUCGACAGCUGGGAUGGCUGCUGCCCCUCGGGAAUCCAAGCCUGCUGCUCCCUGCAUCGCCGCUGCACCAGCAACCCCCCCACUCGUUCGCCCCACCUCCACCUCCCUCUCACUCCUCAAGGCCUCUCCCUCCCUCUCGGUUCUCAGCUCUGCCACUUCAGCAGCUGGGAUGACUGCUGCCCCUCGGCAAUCCAAGCCUGCUGCUCCCUGCAUCGCCGCUGCACCAGCUACCCCCCCACUCGUUCGCCCCACCUCCACCUCCCUCUCACUCCCCAAGGCCUCUCCCUCCGUCUCGGUUCUCAGCUCUGCCACUUCAGCAGCUGGGAUGGCUGCUGCCCCUCGCGAAUCCAAGCCUGCCGCGCCCUGCUUCACGCCUGCACCGACUGCCCUCCGCGCAGUGUCCUCGUGUGAGCCAGCCAUGGCGUGGCGCGUGUUUGCGUACGUCGCCGUCGUGUGCGCGCUGCUGCAGCUCGGCGCGCACGCGGCGUCCGACGCGGAGUUCCUGCCGCCCGCGCCAGAAGAUGUGAUUAAAACGGAGGGCGGCUCGCUGUCCGUAUGGAGCCGCGAGUUCGAGUUCUUCAAGGAUGCGAAUAUGAACGCAGCGCGCAUGGAGAUUUCGGCCUUUUCUCUCGCCCUGCCGGAAUACAACGACGCCCCGCAGCUCUCCUUCAUCACGCACGGCUGUGCCUUCAUGGGUCUGCUCUCGCCCAUGGGGGUCCCUGCCCCGAUCAGAUACGUGCAAGAAGGCGAUAUAGUCGCCAUUCCAAGAGGGUGGGCGAGUUGGGCGUGGAACAACGGGUCGGAGCCGCUCAGGGCGCUGCUGCUGUCGGACACGCGCUCUGCUGCGGAGGCGGGCGAGGUGCACGCGUUCACGCUCAUGGGCGGGCCACACGAGACUCUGGGCGGUGUGCUGCACGGCUUCAGUGCGGAUAUGCUAGCGAGGGCAUGGGACGUGGAGGAGGAGGAAGCAAAGCGCCUGGUGGCGGGGCAGAAGCACGUGGGGUUUAUCGCAAUUGGCAGUCACAACGCCCCGCGCCUGACAGCACAGCUGCAGGCAAUGCUGGAAGAGAGUGACCAGGCGUAUGGUGAGGAAGAGGAGGUCGUUGACAGCAUCGACAUGGAGGGCAGCAAGGGCGGGAGCCACAUGCGCAUGGGGGACAUCUCGCCUUUCACGCGCUUCAAGUACAGCCUCGCCCAUGCAACGCCUGACGUGUCGGUGCCCAGGGGGGGAGACAUAUUCGUUGUGGAUCGCACCAAGCUGCCCGUGCUGCACCACGUCGGCCUCUCCGCUUUUCUGUAUCAUCUGCAGCCCAAUGCACUCCUCGCCCCCCACUGGUACCCCAACGCGGCUAUCCUGCACGUGGUGCUGGCGGGUAGUGGUCGCAUAGAGGUGGUGUAUCCUGACGGCCGCACCGCUCUGCACCGUGACGUUCGCACCGGGGAUGUUAUUGCUGUGCCUGCUCUCUUCCCCUCCUCCAUGGAAGCAUCUGAGGAGGGAAUGAUGUGGAUUGCUAUCGCCAACCGCCCGCUCUCCCCGCCCUCCUUCCUCGCGGGGGCUACAUCGGUGUUCAAGGUUUUCCUCCUGUCCGCCCCCAUUCGCGUCGAUUCACCAUCCUCCCAAAUGACUUGCGCUGCCCCUAUGAGGGCUUGCGCGCUCCUCUCCCGCCUCUACUCGCCACCCGCCACGCGUCUGUCCGCCAUUCGUCGCCACGUGAGCAGCGCGCCAAUGGGGUUCGUCAUCGCGUCGAGUGAAUCAAAAGUGCAGUUCGUGGAGCUGCAGGGGCAGGGCCUGGCGGAGCGGAAAGCCGCCAUUCAAGAUCUACGAGUGGUGCCUCUGGAGGGACCCUCACGCUACAUCCGACCGAGGAGCAUUCGAUACAAGCAGCACGGCAAGGACCGUCGAUGGGACAUGGUGCAAUCGCAUCCGUCCGUUGCGGUGCUGCUCUUUCACACAGAGCUGAAGCUGCUCCUCAUGGUGCGGCAGUUCCGCCCCACAGUACUUGCAGCAGCAGCAGCGGCGGCGGCAGCAGAGGGGGAGGAAGAGGGGAACGAGGAGGGCGUGAACCUGAAAGGGGACCUUGAAGCUGCAUUCACUUACGAACUGUGUGCAGGCCUGGUGGACAAGGCAGGCAAGGACCUUAGACAGAUCGCCAAGGAAGAGGUGUUGGAGGAGACGGGGUAUGACGUGCCACUGGAGUCACUGCAGCUGGUGACGGCUGCUCUCACGUCCGUGGGCAUCUCAGGGGCCCGGCAAACCAUGUUCUAUGCGGAGGUGAACGAGGCACAGAGAACUCACGCUGGGGGAGGCAAGGAGGACGAGGGCGAGGUCAUAGACGUGGUGGGGCUGCCCCUGGCCCACCUGGAUGCCUUCAUUGCUGACGUGGACCUGCCCAAGAGCCCUGGAGGGCUGUUUGGGGUAGCGUGGUUCAAAGCUACAGUGCUGCCCGCUUUGCAAGGCUCAAGCUGA
Closterium sp. Yama58-4 is the source of this 8040-nucleotide messenger RNA. The record is from the annotation of a GenBank genome assembly. NCBI's taxonomy places the organism in Eukaryota, Viridiplantae, Streptophyta, Zygnematophyceae, Desmidiales, Closteriaceae.